GGUCACGUGUCCCACUGGCGGCGGCGGACAGCUGGCUGCGGGUGAUAGCGGUCGGUGCAGCCGCCUGCUCCCGCCUCUUAGCCCGGGCUAUCUCAGCUCGGCCUCCGCUGACUGUACACUCCCCCCAGCGUAAGCAUGGGAGACAAGAAAAGCCCGACCAGGCCCAAGCGGCAGCCGAAGCCGUCCUCUGACGAGGGCUACUGGGACUGCAGUGUGUGCACCUUCAAGAACAGCGCCGAGGCCUUCAAGUGCUUGAUGUGCGAUGUGCGCAAGGGGACGUCCACCCGAAAACCUCGUCCUGUUUCGCAGUUGGUUGCUCAACAGGUAACCCAGCAAUUUGUGCCUCCCAUACAAUCAAAGAAAGAGAAAAAAGACAAAGUAGAGAAGGAAAAAAGUGAAAAGGAGACUACUAUUAAAAAGAACAGUCACAAGAAAACAAGGCCACGAUUGAAAAACGUGGAUAGAAGUAGUGCGCAGCAUCUGGAAGUUACCGUGGGAGAUCUGACAGUCAUUAUUACAGACUUUAAGGAGAAAACAAAGUCCCCACCAGCAUCCAGCACCACGUCAGUGGAUCAGCACAGUCAGAGUGGUUCUGGUUCUGAAAACACAGAAAGGGGAAUAUCCAGGUCAUCUUCACCCAGAGGAGAGGCAUCAUCAGUAAAUGGGGAAUCCCAUUAGUUCCCCCACCCCAAUCUCUUUAGUCUUUUAUCUGUUCUAUAUUCAGACAAGCAUCUUCUGACAAUAGUUACCACAUUUUCAUGAAAAGAAUUAUGUAAUGCAAAACUGGUAUAUUUUGAGAAAAGUUUAAGAAUGCACUUAUUUUUUUAUCUGUACAUUUGUAAGUGCACGGUUCUAGUCCACAUUUAAGGUGGAACUCUGAUCACAGCUCAGCUUGUAACGAAAAAUAACAAAAGAUCUGUGUAUGAUUUCCACAUUUACUCUCUUCUCGGGAAACAAUAUUGGACGUUUAACUGUGUUGUGAUGAGAGACAAAGUGAAAGCCACUUAAUGGAUUCUCUAAGAUUAAGAUUAACCAAGUAAAUGAAUGAGCAGAUGAUGAGUCUGAGCCAUGCGGGAUGAAAGUGGAGAUCUAGGAAAUGUCUUGUACGCGCUAUGGCAUGUGGACACACGGUUUGCUUGAUGUGUUCAUUUUAGACUCGGUUCCAGUCCUGAAGGGCCCUCCUCGGGGUAGAGAAGGGGGAUACCAAAGCUUGAAUAGCGGUGUGUGUCAAAUGCGGGUCCGUUCACUUUGAUUCUGCCCCCUCUGCUCAAGCUGAAAGAGCCUUAAAUGAUUCCUGUCACCUGGUCAGCACGGUCUGUUACACAUCAAGCAAAACGGUUAGCGUUUCCCAGCUCUUUCUACAACAGCAGCAUAUCGCAACUUUUAUAUGAUACCGGGGGUGGAUUUAUCAUUGACUAGAGAAUGUCUGGCACGAAGGUUGUACUCAACAUUCACAACCUUCUUCAAGGGUUGGGUUUAAGUGCUCGUGUAUAUGUGAGGGGAUGCCAACCACUCUUCACAAUCCAUUGAGUGUUAUAACAUUUGCUGCAUCUCAGAAAUAUAUAUAUAUAUAUUUUCUUUUUGUAAUGUGAGAGUUCACAAGAAUCCUUGUUAGUGAUGUCAUUCUUCCCACCCUCGUCUCAAAAUAUUCGAUACUUUCAGGCAAUGAAAGGGUGAACCCAAUAUUUUUCGUCUUAAAUGUUACAGAUUAAUGUGGAAGUGCCAUGGAAAUGUGGUUGAUCAUUUGUAAUACAGUGUUAUUAGUAAACCCAUACCCACCUUCACUUUUAGGUUAGUAUAUACUGACACAUAUUGAAUUGUUUCUUACCGGGCAUGUACUAAAAACAUUUUAACAUAGUUCAAGCUGCCUGAAUAUGUAUUAUUUGAAAAAUUGUGAUGCAUAGUUACGAAUACAACUGAAAAGUCAACUAUUACCGCUACAGGAACGUUAAAUUGAUUCUCUUAAAUGCACCUGCUGGUACUUGGUGUGAUUUUAAAUAGGAAUAAAAUUUAGCCUUUUUAUGAACUUUUUCCAUUUUUAAUGUAUACAUUACAUUUUUUUUUUUUGCUGAAUUGUGCUGCUAGUGUUUAGUAUUUCAUAUGUAAUAACUAGCUAGCAGUUUUUUUGGGGGGGGUCCCUAAAACACUACACUUUUUUGUUUUUCCACUGGAUUUCUUUAUUUUGAUUUCCAUGUGUUUUGCAUUUUAAAUCCGCUAUUUUGCUAACCUAAGAAAAAAAAAAAAUUGAAUGCUCCGUGUUGUCGCCGUUCCUUAAACUUCCAUUUCUUUUCCUUUCGAUAUGUAUGUAUCUUUUGACUUUGUCGUUUGUAUUAACAAUUCUAUGAAAUGUUGCACAACAGUGAGGAGGAAAAUAUAUUUUGUUUUAUAUUGAUGUUUUCUAUUUGUAGGACAUGAGGAUAUCCAUUUUAAAGGUACCUAUACCUCCAAGGUGAAGAGAGGUAUUUAACCAUACAGAAAAAUGUAGUGAGAAAAUGUUAAAAUUUCUGGUUCCAGACAUGCAGAUUCUGUUUUUGAACUCUAGUCAUGCUUUGUGGUGAGACCAUUAAUGCAUUCGGUAUUUGUGGAAACUAAAAGGCAAUUAAAUAUCUGCUUGGAAAAGAA
Molecule: messenger RNA, 2622 nt
Organism: Spea bombifrons (plains spadefoot toad)
Lineage: Eukaryota; Metazoa; Chordata; Amphibia; Anura; Pelobatidae
Gene: YAF2
Product: YY1 associated factor 2
Exons: 4
Coding region: 136-678 (180 amino acids)
Biological process (GO): positive regulation of DNA-templated transcription
Cellular component (GO): nucleus
Molecular function (GO): DNA binding; transcription coregulator activity
Source: RefSeq, a predicted model, not a curated record